AUGAGAUUGUUCGCUUUCGGCUCCAACGGAUCCGGCCAACUAGGCAUCGGCCACGAAGAAGACGUGUCCACUCCAACGCAAUGUCUCUUCGAGCAGCCAGAGCCAUCACAAGGAUCCCAAAUAACCACCAUCCAAAACACCAACCUCCCAGAUGAAUCUGAAAUUAGCAUCACCGUAGCAGGCGGAAACCAUACCCUCCUCCUAACAACCAGCGGUUCCAUCUACGCUGCCGGUUGCAAUACAGACGGACGGUGCGGGCCGCGCAGAGCUACCAAAACCCCAAAAGAACCCGAGUCCGACAACAAUGGAAAUAUCCUGCGCUUUCGUCGAAUGAUUCUCCCAGACCCAGUCUCCGGCACUGAGGUAUCCAAGUUCAAACACGUAUCCGCGACGUGGGAGGGCACGAUUGCUGUAACUUCUGUGCCACGAAGCAGCAGCCAUGACGUCGUCCAUGGACUCGAUCCCGAUACAGAAGAUCGAGUUUUCGUACUUGGCUCGUCUCCUAAAGGAGAACUGGGUCUGGGACAAAAUACCCUCGCCCCCGUCCCGGGGACUUGUAUCCCCUCCUUCCCGCCAACGGGGUUACGGAUCACGGCGCUGGCGAGUGGGAUGUCGCAUUCAGCUGUCGUGCUCUCGAAUGGGGACGUGUAUGGCUGGGGCGGAGCGCGGAAGGGUCAGCUCGGGGAAGAGAAUAGAGGGGCUAGGAUUGCUUAUUCUCCUGUUCGUAUUUGUGUGCCGUUUUUCGCGGAGGCUGUUGCUUGUGGGAGGGAGUUUACGGUUGUUUCGGGACGGGGACGGUUUGUUGUUCUUGGGGAUGGGGGCAAUCGGUGGGGUAUAUUGGGUAUUCCGGAGAGUUUAUCUUUACAGAGGGAUGAGCAAGAGGAGGAGUGUGGAGGGCGCAGAGGUGCUAUUUGCUAUAGCUAUACUGGUAUUGCGGCUAGUUGGCAUGGGAUUUAUAUCCAUGCUGCGCCUAGGCUGGGACAGGUUGGACCGUCGACAUCGGAUGCACAGACAGACAUAGAUUCUGAUUUGGUCGGUGGUUCCAUUGUUGCUUGGGGUCGUAAUGACCGAGGCCAACUUCCACCGCCGGAUCUUCCGACUCCUACUAAACUAGCUGUUGGUAGUGAGCAUGCCAUUGCUCUUCUGGGAGAUGGUCGAGUUGCGGCGUUUGGAUGGGGUGAGCAUGGGAAUUGUGGGCCUGAUACAGAUUCCCAGGGAAAUGUAUCGGGUACAUAUAAUGUGAUUUCGCUCUCCGAAGCUGUGGGCGUGGAUGGGAGGGUUCUUGGGGUUGGAGCGGGGUGUGCGACUAGCUGGAUUAUUGUGACAUGA
Molecule: messenger RNA, 1329 nt
Organism: Penicillium hordei
Lineage: Eukaryota; Fungi; Ascomycota; Eurotiomycetes; Eurotiales; Aspergillaceae
Exons: 1
Coding region: 1-1329 (442 amino acids)
Cellular component (GO): cytoplasm
Molecular function (GO): guanyl-nucleotide exchange factor activity
Source: RefSeq, a predicted model, not a curated record